Molecule: messenger RNA, 248 nt
Organism: Dinoponera quadriceps
Lineage: Eukaryota; Metazoa; Arthropoda; Insecta; Hymenoptera; Formicidae
Product: cytochrome c oxidase assembly factor 4 homolog, mitochondrial
Exons: 2
Coding region: 20-229 (69 amino acids)
Biological process (GO): mitochondrial respiratory chain complex IV assembly
Cellular component (GO): mitochondrial intermembrane space
Source: RefSeq, a predicted model, not a curated record
UGAACGUUGACAUUGUAACAUGAUUGCAUCAUCAAGUAAGAAUCCCGAAAAUGAGAUCGAAGAUCCUGUCGAGCAGAUGCUAAAGAAGACCGGUUGCAUGGAAUUGCAUUAUCAAGUUCAAGAAUGUAUAGCUGAGCACCAAGAUUGGAGAAAAUGUCAAGAUCAGGUGAAGAAGUUUAAAGAAUGUAUGGCUGAGCAUACAAGAAAACAAGAAUUAAGACACAAGUGAUAGUUUUAUCUUAAAAAUG